CGCGAUCACGAGCCGCAAUUCGAUACGGGCCUUACCUUGCUCACGUGUGAGGCUGGUGUGUUGCAUUCGCGGUGUAACGACACAAAAGUGUUUUCGGACAUGUCGAAUAAUUAGUAAAAAAAAACAGAGAGAAAACUUCCGCAACCCGACAAACCGACCGAUGCGUUCUUGAAAAUUUCGUUGUCGCGCGACAAACGAAAUAUCAGCAUCGUAAGGUCAACGAAUGGGUGUGUGUGUGUGUCACACUUCUCUUUCUCUUCCUGUCUCUGUCUCUCUUUCGCCGAAAUCGGGUACAAAUGACAACAGUGCUGUCAAUGGGCGCACAUAUUUGCAUAGAAGAUACACACAAAUGGCACGAAAAUUUUUAACACAGUUGUGUACCUACGUAUACGUGUGUAUAUAUAAUUACUAGACAAUGUAACAACAACUGGAAGUUAUAAAUAAAUCUGUGCAAUAUAUUUACAAAAAAUAAUUAUGGAAGAGAAAGCGAUGCUAUGGAUGCUUUCGUUUGUUAUGCUUGUUGGCUCUUGUUUGGCAGGAUCAUUACCAUUACUCAUAAACUUAUCUGAAGAUAAGUUACAAUUAGUGUCUAUCUUAGGAGCAGGACUUCUUGUUGGCACUGCAUUAGCAGUGAUUAUACCUGAAGGUAUCAAAGCUUUAUUUACUAGUAAUCCCUCUAAUGGAAAAGAUCAUGAUGAUCUACACUCAUUAAUUGGUAUCAGUCUAGUACUUGGCUUUGUAUUCAUGCUUCUGAUCGAUCAGUGUUCAGCAAGAAGAAGCGGCGGAAGACAGAAGUCUGUCACAGCUACUUUAGGCCUUGUAGUGCACGCAGCUGUUGAUGGAGUUGCGUUAGGAGCUGCUGCUACAACGUCUCAGGCUGAUGUGGAAGUGAUAGUUUUCAUUGCAAUAAUGUUGCACAAAGCACCGGCUGCAUUUGGACUUGUAUCAUUCCUUCUUCAUGAGUGUGUGGAUAAGAAGAAAAUAACCAAGCAUUUGUUAAUUUUCUCUCUUGCAGCACCAUGUCUCGCGCUUGUGACAUAUUUCGGGAUCGGAAAAGAGGGAAAGGAAACCCUGAGCAAUGUCAGAGCGACUGGUGUGGCUAUGUUAUUUAGCGCCGGCACAUUCCUUUACGUAGCUACUGUACACGUACUACCGGAAUUAAUGACACGUCACAAUAAUUAUUCGCAUUUGCCAAGUGUUGAGAAUAACUCAACAGUAAAUACAACCGGUCUUAAGGUCAGAGAACUGUCAGUUUUAGUAUUAGGAUCGUGUUUACCUGCAUUGAUUACAACUGGACAUCAUCAUUGAUUUACAAUAAACAUCCUGCGAAAAAAAAAAAA
Molecule: messenger RNA, 1340 nt
Organism: Pseudomyrmex gracilis
Lineage: Eukaryota; Metazoa; Arthropoda; Insecta; Hymenoptera; Formicidae
Gene: Zip102B
Product: zinc transporter ZIP9
Exons: 6
Coding region: 475-1308 (277 amino acids)
Biological process (GO): transmembrane transport; zinc ion transport
Cellular component (GO): membrane
Molecular function (GO): metal ion transmembrane transporter activity
Source: RefSeq, a predicted model, not a curated record